Molecule: messenger RNA, 3520 nt
Organism: Mixia osmundae IAM 14324
Lineage: Eukaryota; Fungi; Basidiomycota; Mixiomycetes; Mixiales; Mixiaceae
Exons: 3
Coding region: 77-3520 (1147 amino acids)
Biological process (GO): regulation of protein secretion; establishment of cell polarity; regulation of exocytosis
Cellular component (GO): cytoplasm; plasma membrane
Molecular function (GO): syntaxin binding; GTPase activator activity; myosin II binding
Source: RefSeq, a predicted model, not a curated record
CGUCGUCGAGGAGAGGAACAAGCAAGGAUCCGACUGACUGAGCCCGGCUAUCUCUCACGAACAAGCUCCGGCUAGCAUGGCACACGGCUUCAGACAUCGCUUGGGAGGUCUCGGGAGCUCCGGCAAGGUAGCCGAAGCCGCUCAGAGUCUGGACUGGACUCAGGAGCUCGAGCAUGCCAAUCCUCUCAAGCUCGGCAGGCUGGCCGACUUGACACUUCCCUCGGACGUCACUGCUAUGGCCUACGAUCCACUACAGGGUCUACUGGCCGUCGGUACACAUUCCGGCACGGUACACGUCUUUGGAGCUCAAGCAGUGCGGACCUCGUGGAAAAUAAAGAGUAGGCAGGAUCAACGGAUCAAGCUGUUGCAGUUCUGGACGGGCACACCGCUGCUCAUCAUCAUCGAUGAGAGCAACACGCUCUCCAUCUUUGACCUUGCCACGCUCGAGCAUCGCAGUCAACCUACACGCUACGCCGUCACGAGUCUACGGAGUGAUGUGACGGCCAUCGAGUCAACUCACGUCCAUUCGCAUCUGUUUAUCGGUUUCAGAGAUGGAUCGAUAGAUUGCUACGAUCUCGCCUGUGCUCGCAUAUCCGGCCAUAGGAUCUCGAAUCUCUGGCUAGAGCAAGAAGAAGUCCUCAGGCGGUCCGGUGUGCCCGACGCGCCCUCGCGUCGUCAUAUCCCCGUCCUCGUCGACAUUCACAUCCACCCGACCGAUCUCAAUAUCCUCGCAGUGGCCUACGAGGGUGGUGUGGCUCUGUAUGACAUACGAGCGAGGGAGGUCAGAUCUACUUUCGAUCUGAUCAUACCCCCGGGCGCUCUGGGCGGCGGUGGCGACUCGGGAGAACGCUUGUUUACCGAGCGACGCCCUGCAGUCACAUGUAUAGCCUUCAGACAUGAUGGUCUCGUCCUAGCAGUCGGUCACAUUGACGGCAGUAUCUCUUUUUGGGAUCUCAACGAUGCCGAUCAUCCCCUCUUAGUCAGAACGCUAGACAGGACGGACGUCAACAUUGCCAAUGCAGCCGACCUCUUCAAUACCGACGAGACUCAACAAGACGAACAACCUCGUGAGCCCAUCUUCAAGCUCUCUUGGGCUUCUCCGCCCGAGCAAGGCUUCGUCGAACGCAUGACGACUGCUGCACCAGCUUCACUAGAGACUCAGCUCAUCGUGCUCGGCGGUCUCACUCCUUCCGACAGAGCAGGCGUCUACGUCAUGCAUUUCCCCCUCGUUGCUGCUCUGGCUAGUACCGGACAAGCAGCAACGAGUCCGAUCAAGCAAGCAUUCGGUCGACUGCGCGAUUCACUCAAUCCGACAAAGCGAUCAGUAUACCCUACUCUCGAUGCAGCGCAGGAUUACCUCGUCCUACCUCGGACGGCUCAAGCGGGUUUGGCCAAUGAUCCAUUUGGCCUGGUCAUUACCUCAUCAGCUCAAGAGCAGCCUAAGGACAUGACAGCAUGGUCGUUUCCGCCUCGUCACGCCGAGCUACAGGAAGAACUCGCACUGCCUACCUUACUCGCUUGGUCUGGCAAGCGAUGUAUCAGCACAAGUAGUAUCAGAUCGGUUUCGAGCGAGGCACAUAAACAGCUUCAGAGAAGGCGAGAGACCCGGCUGCCGGCUUUACCCCUCGCAGGCGGGACUGCUCAGCCCAGAGCAAGAGGGCACGAGAAAUUGGAGGCGAUGGUCUCUGCUGUUCAGUUGGAAGAGCAUCGCAUCUUGCUUACAGGCCACCGAGAUCUGUCUGUGUGCAUCUCAGAUCUGUCGUCCUCGCUGCUCGCUCCGUCUUAUGCCCAAGAUAUGACACAAGACUCCAGAUUGCGGCGCGAUUUCCCUUCUCUGCUAUAUAGCCUACCCGGCCAGACCGUUCUCGCGGCUCUGCGUGAGAAUCAUCAUCGUCGUCUGGACUUGCGACCCGAUCUGAGCGUCACGCACAUUGAGCUUUGCGAAGAUAGCCUCGAGCUACUCGUCGUUUUCAAUGACGGACAAUCGCUCAUCUUUCGCUUGGGUUCAGCUGGCGAAGCGGAGUACGAAGGCCCUCCUGCAUCUUCUCGCAAGUCAGAGAUUCCACUGCCUGCGCACGAUGCCCCUGCCUGGACAGAAUCCACCAGUCCCCCACCGCCCGUCCGUCCUGCCCGAUCGUUGCUACGUACACAGUCGGGCGAAGUUCCGCCGCCUCGUCCUGCUCGCAGAAGACCGCUCGAAGGACAAAACUGGCAAGUGGAUUCGACCAACAUCUCACGCCUGUCCGUCCCGGGCAAAUUCAAACCGAUGUACCGCGUUCAGUGCUCUAGCGAUAUCCUCACUGCGCUCGAUUUCAAGAUUGGCUUUGUCGCUCUUGCAUAUGGACCCAAUCUGGCCGUAUUCGAUCUGAGAACGGGCGAAGCGAUCCCGAGACCACAGGCGAGUAAUGUGCGGGAGGUCAUAUCCGUCCUCAAAUUCAUCGUUGGACCAACGGAAGAAGAUGCGGAGAGUGCAGUCAGAUUGUUAGAAGUAAGGACCAGUGGGCAAUGUACGGUGCUCGAUUUUCACCAAGCAGCAGAUACUUGGAUCAUCUCGAGCGAACGACGCGUAUUCGACCACAACAGCCUCUCAAAGCCGCUCAACGCCAUGGUUUGCGAUAUCAGAGGCAAGAAUCUCGCUGCCAGUCCGCAGCUGCUCGAAAUGGCUAUGCUCGCCCAGCGUGAUCCCAUGAUGCGCAGAGAACGCGAGAAAGGACCGAAUUUGCAUUCGCUCAGCUUUGUCAUUGCUACUCGGUCGAUGGCGUCCUUCGUCAACACGACCGGCACUCGACUGACCAAAAUCGAUUUCGAGGUCGAAGCUGUGGGCGCAGCGAUGCUGCAUUUGCAGGGCCGUCUGCUCCUGGCGGUUUACUUUCGAGAUGGAUCAGUCCGCGCGUAUCGAGUGCCCGGCCAUCUCGAAGAAAUCCAGCUUGUCAACACGAUAGACGAUUUCAAAGCGGUUCCACCGGUAGAAGUGACGCCAAGCGGUGAUUGCUUACGCACCGAUCACGACGGCAUUCAUCUCAUCACACUGUGCGACGUUUUGCGACCAGCCUAUCCACCUGCACUCACUCUGCACAACCCACGCAACAAUGUGCGCACACAAGCCAUAGCUACGAUGGGCUCGACCGUCAUGUCCUGGUUUGGCGGCGUGGCAGGUCCGGCGACGGGAGCGGAAAUCGACAGCUUGCUUGCAGGACCGAAUCGGCCCCCGCCAAAGACUGCGCCUACAGCUACGCCAGACAGUGCCGCUCCCCGACGUGGACCUGUUGCGACUCCUUCGUCGAGUACGGGCACAGACUAUAGCAAGAUCAAUCGCCAGCGCGCAACAGAAGAGACCGCUCAAACGCGAGAUUAUCUGGCGGAACUGCAGCAAGGUCUCUCCGAGCGCGGCAUGAAGCUCGAGAAUCUUCAGAACGGUCUGAACGAUAUGUCGGCAGGAGCAUCGAGCAUGCUGGCCAACGCCAAGCGCAUGGCGGUCCAGCAAGCAGCCAAGCAAAAGCUAGCAAGUAUGUUCACAUAG